Molecule: messenger RNA, 498 nt
Organism: Juglans microcarpa x Juglans regia
Lineage: Eukaryota; Viridiplantae; Streptophyta; Magnoliopsida; Fagales; Juglandaceae
Exons: 2
Coding region: 1-498 (165 amino acids)
Source: RefSeq, a predicted model, not a curated record
AUGGACUUGGGAAGAGAAAGGAUUGAGGUUGUCACUAGUGAUCAACAAGCUCUCAUGGCCAAUUUGAUGGUUCAACCAACUUUGCUAGAUAGAAUUAAAGCUGCCCAGAAAGACGAUAUGGGGUUAGUGAGACUUGAAGGAGAAGUAGAAAAAGGAGAUAAACCUAAGUUCAAUGUUUCUAAGGAUGGAGUAUUGAGGUUUAGAGGAUUUCAGAGUCUUUCCAAAUUUGUAGAACAGUGUCUAACUUGUCAACAAGUGAAGGCAGAACAUCAGAGACCUACCACAAUGGAUGUGGGAGCAUAUCUCUAUGGCUUUUGUGACAAGCCUACCGCAGACACUGAGUGGGCUGAAUGCAAGGAUGACAGUGACCACUUGACAAAGACUGCUCGCUUUGUGCUCAUUAAAGUUUCCUACAAAAUGGAAAAACUAGUUGAGUUGUAUGUGCAGGAGAUAAUGAGAUUGCGGUAUCCAUCAUAUCAGAUAGAGAUCCUCAUUUAA